This is a messenger RNA of Papilio machaon (common yellow swallowtail), 1024 nucleotides long. RefSeq names its product 39S ribosomal protein L19, mitochondrial (gene mRpL19). Lineage: Eukaryota; Metazoa; Arthropoda; Insecta; Lepidoptera; Papilionidae. The transcript has 6 exons. The record is from RefSeq and is a predicted model, not a curated record. Gene Ontology annotation, biological process: translation. Bases 110 to 1024 code for a protein of 304 amino acids. Gene Ontology annotation, cellular component: ribosome; mitochondrial large ribosomal subunit. Gene Ontology annotation, molecular function: structural constituent of ribosome.
AUAAUGGGAUAAGGAUGCAAAUUAUUCUUAUUAUAUAUAGUAUAAUCCUAAAUUAAAUAAGUGACUACUUGUACAAGUUUUAUAAAUCGAACAAAUGCAAUAAAAAAUCAUGGCAUUAGCUAUACGUAAAUCUACAUUCAGCAUUUUGGCUACCGCAAGAUGUAUCGUACCAAGAGAAUUUCGGGGUUUAUCAUCGUUACCUGAAACAAAAGAAGAUGUAGCCCAGGAUGUUGCGAAGAGGUCCACAGGGCGUAAAAUUCGUUUUCAAAAUCCAGCUUUGGAAUACCGACAUGUUUACCCGGAAUUCUUGCCUGACCCAAAUCCUAAAUGGAGGAAUACAUUACGUGAGAAAAUGGAAAGAGCAGAUAUGUUAAAAAGAAGAAGUCAAAUUGAUAUUCCUGAGUUUUAUGUUGGAUCUAUUCUAGCUGUUUUCAUAUCUGAUCCUCAUGCUCAAGGUAAAACCAACAGGUUUGUUGGUAUAUGCAUUGAAAGAAAAGGCUGCGGCCUGAGAGCUGAGUUUACAUUACGAAAUGUUGUGGACCAUCAAGGUGUUGAAAUUCGUUAUGACCUUUAUGAUCCUACAAUACAAUCAAUACAAAUACUUCGUCUUGAAAAACGUCUAGAUGACAAACUGUUUUACUUAAGAGAUGCAUUGCCUGAGUACAGCACAUUUUCAUUUGACAUGGAUCCAGAAAUACUUCCAGAAGGUACUCCUGUGCCUGUAAAUCCUGUUCAGGUAAAAUUAAAGCCGAAACCAUGGCUUGAGAGAUGGGAAAGACAGGAACUUAAAGGAGUUGCAAAUAUUGAUGAACAUCUUAAAGAGAAAGAUAAAGUGAGGAGAGAGCUGAGAAAGACACCGUGGGAAAAAUAUGAUUUGAUGAAACAAUACAGAAAAACAAUACCAGCAGAGGAUCAAAACGAAAUAUGGGGAGAAGUUCAUAAUCAAUUAAAUCAACUUCGACUUUCACGUAAAAAGAUGUUCAAAAAACGUCCAGUCAGCGCACCCAAGACUCAGCUUGCAUAA